AUGGGCAGCGCAGUUAUUUGUUUUUUAUUGGCUUUGCAAUCCAUUUUGACUGCGAAAGCGGAAGUUUACAGUUGUGGAGGAUUUGUAAAGUCACCAAAUGCUGUAAUCGAUUAUUCGAGGAUACAGAUUAAACUGUUCACUGCUGAAGGAAAUUUAAAAUUCGAAACCGAUUGUAGUCCAACAAAUGGUUAUUAUAUGAUCCCAGUGUACAACAAAGGAGAUUAUUCUAUACGGUUGUUUGCUCCUGAUGGCUGGUUUUUUGAGCCAAAUAUUUUUGAUCUAAAAGUCGAUGGCAAGACAGAUGUGUGUACGAAAGGUGAAGAUAUCAAUUUUAUCUUGGAGGCUUUUGCUGUGCAAGGUGUGCUUCGAAGCGGCAGUAGUGGCGGGCCUGCAGGUAUUGCAUUAAUUCUUGCUUCCGAAGAUGGUACCAUCAUUGCUGAAACGAAGACGGUUGCAAAUGGUGCAUAUCAGUUCAAGGCAUUACCUGGAAAAUAUUCGGUAUCGACUGCGAAUGAUAGCACGGAAUGCAUUGAGUUGGGUAAAGUAUCAGUGUCUGUCAUUGCUUCACCAGUACGUGUAUCACCGGAUUUGAAAAUAUCUGGGCAUUUGUUGUCAGUUGCAGUCUUGUCAAAAGCAUUUCCUCUAUCUGGAGUGUCAAUAAAGCUUUAUUCUGAAGCUGCUUUGAAGCUACCAUACUGUCAAGAGGAAAAAGCAGGGAUAUACAAAACACAAAAUAAAUUUAGUGAGAAGUUUGUUUGCGAAAUGAUGACUGAUUUCGAUGGUAUCGCUCGCUUUCCUUGCCUUCCUCCGGGAUCCUACUUAGUUUAUCCAUCUCUGUAUACAGAUAAAGUUCAUUUUAGUUUCUCACCAGAAAGUAGAGAAAUUACGAUGAGGUCAGAAGCUGAAAAGAUUGCUUUCGACACACUUGGAUUCCGUAACAAAGGUCAAGUUCUUCUUCUUGGACGUCCAGUUGCUGAUGCAGAUAUUUAUGUAAAUGGCGAAUUGAAGGCGAAAACUAAUGAAAGAGGAUGGUAUGAAAUUGAUGGUUUAUAUGAUGAUCACUAUGUAAUAACUGCUAAAAAAAAUCAUUUCACUUUUAAUACAGUGAACAUCAAGUUAGUUGCACAAGAAGCGGAAAUUCCCGAUAUUGUUGUAGAAAGAGUAGAAGUAUGUGUAAAGGUAGAUGUGGAAGAAAGUAGUGAAAGAGUAAUGACAGUUUCUUUCACUAAUCAACAAACGAAAUCCGUGGAAUCAUUGAGCACGGCAAGUGACGGGAAAUUAUGCACUCUGCUUCCAGUUGGAUUGUACAUCGUAUCGGUUCGACCGACAGCGGGUGUUAUAAUGACACCUAAACAAAGUGAAGUAGAUUUGUCUAGAGGUUCAGUAAUGGAUAUCGUAUUCAGUCAAUUCAAAGCUGAUGUAACCGUUAAUGUCGUCUGCAUCGCAGAUGACUGUGGCCAACUUAAAGUGGAAUUAUGGAGACAAAAUAUAUUAAUAAAAAGCUUGGAAGGCGUUGAUCAUUUUGUAUUCCAUGAAGUAGCACCUGAUUCUUAUAAACUUAUAAUAGUUGAUAACGAUCGCUUCUGCUGGGAAAAUACUAAAAUAGAUAUUUUUAUCGAACGUGCUGAUUUGAGUAAUUUAAUUUUCCGCCAGACGGGCUAUCGAACAUCAACAAGAUUGUCACAUCCUGCUAAAGCGAAAUGGAAUAUGUUAGAUAAACCUCAAGUCAGUGGUUCAUUGAGCAUACCUGCUGGAAAUUUCUUUUUCUGCAUUCCGUUAACCGGUAUUUACACUAUAAUACUUGAUGCCUGUCAUAAAUUUGACAAGAAGUCUUAUGAAAUUACUAUUCCGCAAGAAACUCCGCUUUUUGCGUCUGCAACAGAAUUUUUGGUUUCUGCAUCCGUCUUAUUGGACAAUCUAUCAGAGCAAGAUGAUUUUGUCUUAAUUGUUAAAUCAAGUAGAGAUGAACAAAUAAUUUCUGUAAGUACUGCGACUUCAAUUGAAAAUGAAUUAACGUUUAUAUUUUAUUUGUCGAUUCUCGAUAUCGAUGCUCUCAUUACUUUAGUACCUCAGUCGAAAAGCUUUCUUUUCAAACCAACUUCACAUGUCUUUCACUUCAGCGGUGAGUGCCAUUUGAAAGAAGUAGUUUUCAAGGCUGAUAAAGGCAUCUUUUUGGAAGGGCAAGUUCUGCCAGCUGUAGAAAAUGUAGAAAUUCAUUCAUCGCAUAAAAGUGAUCCAAACGUAAAGUUCAAAACAGUGACUGAUAAAAACGGUAGUUUCAGGAUAGGUCCUAUACGAAAUGUCAAAGAUUUUAAUAUAACUGCCGAAAAAAAUGGAUAUAAAUUUGAGGAAACUGAAAAAUUAGGUGUGUUUAAUGCCAUAAAACUAUCGCAGCUCAUUGUCGUAGCAACGGAUGUUGAAACGGAGACACCAUUGACUACUGUACUCAUUUCAUUAAGUGGAACCGGAAAUUAUCGAUCAAACAAUUUUAUUGAUGAUACUGGAAAAAUCAGCUUUGUUGGUUUACAACCAGGAGAAUAUUUCUUACGCCCCAUAUUACAAGAAUAUAAAUUUGAACCGAAGUCAAUGACAAUAAUUAUCAAAGAAGGCGAAUUGGAGACAGUAAAUUUGAAAGGACGUCGUUUUGCAUACAGCGUUUUUGGUAGAGUUUCAUAUCCAGCUAAUCAACCUGCGCCGGCAGUAGUUGUUGAAGCAGUAUCAGAUCAAUGCAAUCAAUUACAAGAAGAAGAUACUACGGAUGAUAAUGGUGAAUAUCGUAUUCGCGGUCUUCAUCCAACAUGCGUAUAUAGAUUAGUACUAAAAACGACAAAUGGCCAACGCAUGCAGUCAUAUCCAGUUCACUACGACAUCACGGUAAAUGCUGAAGAUGUGAAAGACAUUAAUUUUGUAUUGACACAUGUCGCGGAGAGAGUAGAAAUUGCCGGUGAAAUUGCAUUUUUGGAUAUAGAAUCACCAGCACGAUAUAAAGUUGGUCUUUACAAAGGUAGAAAUUUGUUGCAGCAAGUUACAGUUGUACCGCCAUCCAAUUUAUUUUAUUUUGACAUUCCACAAGCAGACAAUUUGAUUUAUUCGGUACGACUUGACACCUCUAAAGAUCCAAAUAAUCAAAGGCUAGUAUCUGAUGAAACCUUUUUCACUGUUAAUGAUACAUUUCAGUCUAUCAUACUAAAUGUUCAUCAGCAAGUAAGUAACCUUAUUUUUACAUUUUUAUAUUAUUAUGCUUUCGUCACUUUACUUUCACUCAAUUUGCAGCGAAAAUCGGAAGUGGAAAUAUCUGUUGGCAGUUAUUUUGCUUUUCCAUUCUUUUUUAUUAUUGCUUAUUUAUUUUUCAAUCACCAAAAGGUUUGUUUAAUUUUCGAAGUACUUUACAAGAUCCGUAGUUUUAAUUUGUCGAUUUUCAAGAAAAACAUUAAAAGAACACUUUUCAGUUUUAUAUUUCAGGCUUUCUCUUUCAUAAAAUCAACUUUUGUUCGGUUGUCAUACCUGUCAUUGCCACAUCGUAGUCCAUCGCCAAGCGAAGAUUUUGCUGAUCAAUCCAAAAAAAGACAAAGAUUAAAGAAAGCUUAA
Messenger RNA from Thelazia callipaeda (thelaziosis nematode), 3588 nucleotides. Lineage: Eukaryota; Metazoa; Nematoda; Chromadorea; Rhabditida; Thelaziidae. The record is from the annotation of a GenBank genome assembly.